This is a messenger RNA of Daldinia caldariorum, 1758 nucleotides long. RefSeq lists its product as uncharacterized. Bases 135 to 1268 code for a protein of 377 amino acids. The transcript has a single exon. Lineage: Eukaryota; Fungi; Ascomycota; Sordariomycetes; Xylariales; Hypoxylaceae. The record is from RefSeq and is a predicted model, not a curated record.
UGUCCGCCAUUCGCCCUGGGCAAACUACGUAAACUUCAUCUAGCCUUCACACAGUCUUCGUCUAGUCUUCGUCUACUUGACUAUUGUAAGCUGUAACUACCUAGACCUAAUCUGAGACACCCACCAUAAUCAAGAUGGCCGCAACGAAACCUCAAUCCGAAUAUUGGAAGCCUGCCGCGAGGGCCACCUCGCUGCUCGCCAGGCCGGUCGCUUCGGCGAGCGAUUACAAGCUGCGGAUGUAUUCGGGCUGGACGGUGACGGACGGUACUUUUCAACCCGUAACCGAAGACAGGAGGUCGAAUAGGAACGUGCCGUACCCGAGCUACAUCGACCAGGCUUACCGGGCUACGUACGGGCUCAGCAGCCUUCAGCUUGCCGGCGACGCCCCGAUCUCCCUGUGCGCUAUGGACGUCGCGACAGAUCACCUGUGGAAGUGCGCUCCCGAUUUCGUCAAGGGCGAAGUCAACGUGUAUCCUCCGAACGGGCCGGCUCUGUGGUCCCAAAACGAGAGCCACCAGGAGGCGAUAUUCCGGCAGACGGAGCAACAGACGAAGCAGAGAGGCGAGGACGUAUACAGCGAGUUCAAGUCGAAGCCGUGGGGUCUGUGGCCUCUCUGGGUCGAGGACGAGUGGGGUUUCGACUAUGUCCUGCUAGUCUGGUACGCCGACGCCUCGACGGACUAUCCUGAUUACUUCGACAACGCCUUGAUCGCUACGAUAUAUGAUCCGCGCCGCGAGGCUCAAGCAGAUGGCCAGGGAGCGCAUUUCCUGAUAUCGGGGCGCGCGGCGAGGCUAGAGCGGCAGGUAAAGAAUUUCUUCGAUCGCGCGGGCUUCAAGACGGAUAGGUUGGUAUUCGUGGACGGACGGUCCGCCCCCAUGCCGCUGGGCGAAGCAACGAGCGGGGAGCGGUGCUUCGCGGCCACCAAGGAGGUGCUGUCUUGCAUACUAAACUACUACCUGGACGCGGCGACGGGGAUCGAGAUGGACCUUUCGAACGGGCGGCUCUGGAGCCUCUCGCAGUGGGUUAACCCGUACGAGUACCGGAUAGAGAUGGCGGGCAUCAACGCGUGGGUGCUGAUGGCGACGUUUGAUUACAACGCGCGCAUUACCGUGGAGUGUAUCGAGCCCGAGUUCAAGACGGACGUGGUAGCUGACGGUAGACGUCUCACUCUUCAACCUUUCCACCUUGCUGGGCCUCACGCGGCGCCGGAGGUGGCUGCGGAUGACUAUCUCCUCCAUUCGGGACAAUCUAAGGCGGAUAAGAUCUAAGGAUGGGAUCUACGGCGACAGGACAGCUUCUCCUGAGAGCAACGGUGGGACUGGAAGCGAACGGGUAAAGUUCAUAAGCAGUGUAUAUAUAGGGAGGCGGUGACGAUGAAUUUGAAUUAGCACAUUUCGUAAUAUAUCUAGAGUAUCGGUCAAUUUAUUAUCUACCUAACCUAACCUAACUUUUUUUUUCUUAUUUUCUUGCUUGAUAUGAGGUUGUCUCUUAGUUUAUUGAUGUUGACCUGGCGCAUCGUGAUAGUUGCAAGUCCCUAACCUGACCUAAAAGAACGACCUCAGGACCUCGGGAAUAAGCUAAGGUUGUAGCGUGUAUACCUGUAACUUACAGUGCUUCACAGACCAACUCCUAGGAUAAGAAUUUCCAAUGACGUAUCAAAAGGCAGUGUUGAAUGGCUUGUGCUUAAAGCAAUGACAAAAACUGGCCAUUCAAGCUACUUCCCGAACAGACCUGAGCGAAAAAUUAAAGCGCAGCACC